This is a messenger RNA of Helobdella robusta, 1071 nucleotides long. RefSeq lists its product as hypothetical. The transcript has 7 exons. Lineage: Eukaryota; Metazoa; Annelida; Clitellata; Rhynchobdellida; Glossiphoniidae. The coding region runs from base 1 to 1071 and encodes 356 amino acids. Gene Ontology annotation, cellular component: nucleus; lysosome; Gtr1-Gtr2 GTPase complex. The record is from RefSeq and is a predicted model, not a curated record. Gene Ontology annotation, biological process: positive regulation of TOR signaling; regulation of autophagy; cellular response to starvation. Gene Ontology annotation, molecular function: GTP binding; GTPase activity.
AUGGCGUACCCCAGUCCCAGUGAUGUACCCGUAGCAGAAAAUAUGGACUCGCAGCCUAGAAUAUUGUUGCUGGGUCUGAGAAGCAGUGGCAAGUCAUCCAUCCAGAAGGUCGUCUUCCACAAAAUGCCCCCUGGUGACACCAUGAAUUUGGAAAGCACUAAUCAAAUUGUCAAAGAAGAUAUUACAAGCGGUUCAUUUAUUCAAUUUCAAAUUUGGGACUGCCCUGGUCAGAAUGACUUCUCGGACUCGAGCCUGUACGACCUAGAUUACAUUUUUGGCACGAGGGGUGCUCUCAUAUUUGUUAUUGAUGCUCAGGAUGACUGCAACGAGGCACUGAGAAUGCUAAAUCGAGUUUUUACUAAUGCCUACAACGUCAACAAAAACUUAAAAUUUGAAGUCUUCAUCCAUAAAAUCGACGGGAUUCCCGAGGACCAGAAAUUAGAACUUCAAAGGUACAUCCUGUACACAGCUAGUGAGGAACUUAAGGAGUCUGGCAUACAUGGACUGCAUUUAAGUAUCCACCUAACAAGUAUAUACGACCACACCAUAUUUGAAGCAUUCAGUAAAGUUGUUCAGAAGCUUGUGAAAUCUCUCUCAGUCCUUGAAAACAUGUUGACCAUGUUUUCAAACAAUUCGGGGGUUGACAAGGUGUUCCUGUUUGAUAUCGUCAGCAAGAUCUACAUAGCGACAGAUGUCAAUCAAGUGGAAAAUGAAUUGUACGAGUUGUGCUGUGACAUGAUAGAUGUCACUCUUGACAUCUCCUGUGUUUAUGGUGAAGGGGAUGAUGACGUUGAAAACAGUGGCUUCGAUCAUGAAUCAGGAGCCCUGAUCCGCCUAAACACAAAUUUUGUUCUUUAUCUUAGGGAAGUUAAUAGGCACCUGGCCGUCGUAUGCAUAAUUAGUGACACUAAUUUCCAAAGAAGAGGCACCAUAGACUACAACUUUGGCAUCCUGCGUAAGAAGAUUAACGACAUCCUAGAAGCAAACAAGAACUUAGAAAAGCUCAAAAACAACUCUGCUGCUGUUGAGGACGCCAACGGCGAUGACGACCUCUCGAAUAACGUCUGCUGA